Paraglomus brasilianum is the source of this 1149-nucleotide messenger RNA. NCBI's taxonomy places the organism in Eukaryota, Fungi, Glomeromycota, Glomeromycetes, Paraglomerales, Paraglomeraceae. The record is from the annotation of a GenBank genome assembly.
AUGAAUGGUAUAUCGCUCACUACUACAAAUAACGCAACAAAUAGCUUUACCGAUAAUAUAGCCGACGAGGCUCCUCUAUCAGUCGUAUCCGAACUUUCCUCAACGGAUCUCACAACACUCGUCUCUUCCAACUCUCGUGUCUCACUGUCAACCCCUGCCAUAACCCACCAUCUCCUUCGAAUAGACUCGAGUGCCUUUCUUUUUCAGUAUCCUCGAGGAGCCUACACCACCGCGAGAACAGUAAAGCGCAUAUCUGUAGUAGACUUCCAAACCCACAUCAACCGUCUUGCUAAUUCGAUUUCUCAUAUCAAUUACAAGUCGUUCGAUUGCUCUUCUGUUAUCGAGGAAUCGAGCAAUGCUGUCGCGGUAGAUGCUGCUGAUUGUGCUGAUUGCGAAGACUGUGGAGAACCGGAAGAGGUCCGAAAUGCAUUGAAGCCAUUUAGGAAUGCUGCAACUUUAAAGAGAUUAUUGCUUCCAGUGGUUAGAGAAGGAUUAAGAAAGUAUUAUGAAAUUGAAGAAGAGAAUACUUGGCAUGUUAAAGGCGUCAGUGAGGCAAGGAUUACUGUAUUGAUUUCUUAUUCUUUCGAGAAACGCCAACCAAUUCUUGCUACCCACGUUUCGCCAUUACGCGCACCUCAAUCCGGGAAAUGUAGAGUGGAAGUGCACGGUGAACCUCGAAAAGCAGCUGAAACAAAAGAUUCGCAGUGGGUUCGCGAUCGCAGAAGCCUCGAGGCUUCGCUUCGUCCUGGCUUCAACGAACUUCUUCUGUACGAUUCCAACACCAAGAACAUAUACGAAGGCCUGUCCUCCAACUUUUUUGCAGUAUUGCACAAUCCCGACACCCAACGAUCCGUCGUAGUCACAGCUCCAAAACAUUGCGUAUUAGAAGGAACUAUUCUGCGUAUAGUCGAAACGAUAUGCGAGAGAGAUGGGAUAGAAUUCCGGUUCUGGUUCCCAAACGUUGCGGACGUUGAAAUGUGGACUGGGGCAUUUAUUACAAGUACAUCGAGGUUAAUUCUUCCGGUUGAAAUGAUAAGGUUUCGUGAUGGAAGGCCGCCAGUAAAGCUUCCAACACAUGAUGAAACGAUAGCCCACAUACGAGAAGAAGUUCACAAGGAAAUAUUCAAGCGAGCUCAUCGGAUACUUUGA